GUACUGCCUACCAGUACUACUCACAUAUACAUACCUCUUUUGCCAUUUUUAUCAUGGCGAUUUCUUUUUGACAUUUGACUACGACUGGGCGCACGUGUUUUCUGGCAAGGCUCUGUGCUAAAUUAUAGUAAAAUCAAAAUGAACCCGGAGAAGCUGAAGAAGUUGCAAGCGCAGGUGCGCAUUGGCGGCAAGGGCACCCCCCGCCGCAAGAAGAAGAUUGUCCACUCCACGCCCGCCACCGACGACAAGAAGCUGCAGUCGUCGCUUAAGAAGCUGUCGGUGAACACAAUCCCCGGCAUCGAGGAGGUGAACAUCAUCAAGAACGAUGGCACCGUCAUCCACUUCAACAAUCCGAAGGCCCAGGCCUCGCUGCCGACGAACACGUUCGCCAUCACGGGCCAUGGUGAGAACAAGACGAUCACCGAGAUGGUGCCCGGCAUCCUGACGCAACUGGGACCCCAGGACAUCAACCAGCUGAAGAAGCUGGCCACGGAGAUUGCCAACAAGACCGGCGCCGGUGGCGCAGCCGGCUCUUCCGCCGCCGAUGCCGGUGACGAUGAUGUGCCCGAUCUGGUCGAGAACUUUGAGGAGGUGGCCAUCGCCGGCACAAAGGAGGAGAAGUCCGGUGAGGUGGCGGCCUCCGCUUAGGCAGGUCCAACCCCGCCCACCUGGGCAAAUCACACCACACACACCGAACACAAAAACAUACAUACAAAACAUACGGGGCCAGGGAGCAAGACGAAGGGGCAGGCAUACAGGACGGGACCCACGCCCCAGAUGCCGGAAUUACACCUACCACUUACCCAUUCCGGUUCCAAAUCGGAAA
This is a messenger RNA of Drosophila teissieri, 826 nucleotides long. RefSeq names its product transcription factor BTF3 homolog 4 (gene bic). Lineage: Eukaryota; Metazoa; Arthropoda; Insecta; Diptera; Drosophilidae. The record is from RefSeq and is a predicted model, not a curated record. Bases 139 to 648 code for a protein of 169 amino acids. Gene Ontology annotation, cellular component: nascent polypeptide-associated complex; cytosol. The transcript is spliced from 2 exons.